AUGACACCAAGAGUUGUGCUAAAAGUUUCCGUGAAGGAUACGAACAAUCAUUCACCAGAAUUCGAUAGCCCAUGGUAUACGUUCACCGUUGACGAAGGGAAAAUCCAUGAAGAAAUCGCCGUAUUGAAAGCGACCGAUGCUGAUUGCGGUAAUCCCUACGGACAGAUUUGCGAUUUCGAAAUCGCGAACGGCCUUAACGACUUUCCAUUUUCCAUAAAUAAUCAGGGAGUUUUGCGGAAUACCAAGCCGCUCAACUAUACUGCAGCGAAAUCUUACAUUCUUACGGUAGUGGCAAUUGAUUGUGGAAUGAGACGAAGCAAGAGCGCGCUGGUUACGGUAAAUGUGAAGGAGACCUGUGUCCAAGGUCAUACUGGCAUCACUGACAGACUCAGCUACAUGGCAGGAAAUGGUCCAAAGCUUGUGCUGCCGAAUGUACAGGCUCACAUUUGCGCGCAGAAAUCCGCUUGUGACGUGAAGAGCAUUCAUUCAACAGUUAAACUACAAGCUGGACAUGUUACGGAAGGCUGCUCAAGGGACACUUUGUUUAACAACGAGACUUUCGAGAGGUACGGUAUCGUAACAAUAAGUCAUUCAGUUGGUUCAUAA
This is a messenger RNA of Cooperia oncophora, 606 nucleotides long. NCBI's taxonomy places the organism in Eukaryota, Metazoa, Nematoda, Chromadorea, Rhabditida, Trichostrongylidae. The record is from the annotation of a GenBank genome assembly.